Messenger RNA from Knipowitschia caucasica, 327 nucleotides. Lineage: Eukaryota; Metazoa; Chordata; Actinopteri; Gobiiformes; Gobiidae. The record is from the annotation of a GenBank genome assembly.
AUGAUGAGUUUAUACCAUCAUCAGUAUCUACAUGCAGGCAUUUGUCGAACCUGCCCCUCUUGCCAGAGCACAGCUCCUGAGCCCCGCCCCCUCAGCCUGACGGACAGCCAGGGGCGGGACUUGCGUCUGGAGGGGCACGGGGGCGUUUACGUGCGAGUUUGCGGAGCGGUGUGUCGCGGUGAAUGGGUGACUGAGGUCCCGCAGCGAAUCGUGCCCUUCUGGGGCUGGAGUGCACGGUGUCGUGGAGCAGUCGGCACAGAGACAUGUGAAGUUCAUUCAUGCUGUCCAUUCGCCCCCAGAUGCUCAUGGGAUAGAAACGUUUUGUAA